UGAUCCACCUGCCUCGACCUCCCAAAGUCCUGGGAUUACAGGCAUGAGCCACUGCGCCCGGCCUGCAAUUUUUUUUUUCAAAGCCAAACCCUCUGUGAAUCCAUCCCUGAUACUCUCAAGCAGGUAAGAGAACAAGUUUCAUCACAGGAUCACCAGCAAUUUAUAGGAAAAUUUUCAAUUAAAAAUUAUUAAAAUUAAUUUUAUAUUUAAAAAUCAACAGGUGAAACAUAGCACCAGGACGUUGUUUUAAUUUAACUUUUUUUUUUUUUUUUUUUGCUAAUGUCAAAUUUUUUUCAAGUUUCCUAAUUGGCUCUAUUUCCUCUUUUGAAAUGCUGGUCUCUGUUCAUCUUGAAAUAUAUAGAUAUUUCAUCUACAUGAAAUGUAAAUAUUUACAUCUAUAUCUUUAGAGAUACUCCAACUAUAUUUCACCUGUAUAUAUUUUUCAUCUGUUUAUCAAGAUGAAACAACAGGGAUGGCAGGAGCCAGGCCCAGGUGGAAGGAAGAGCGGGAGGAACUGGCCCCUGCAGCAGGGAGCACUGCCAGCCAGCCUCCAGGCUAGGGGUUAGGGGACCACUCUAGACCUGGGAGGAACACUGGCCAAAGCAAGAAAACUGGGACCACAGGUGGGGUGCAGGAUGGGAUGGGAACCAAGCUGGAGGAGUGAGAGCUAACAUUUAUCCAGAGUGGCCAUUUAUCAGGCUUACCUGAUAAAUGGGGAAAGAUUGUCAUCCUCAUGUCACAGGUGAUGAAAGUGUGGCAGGUCAUACUUUAUUAGGGUUGGAGAAGCAGGAUUAGAACCAGCACAUGCAGCCCAUAGUCUUUGCAGAGGAGCUCACUGCGGAGCAGAGAGGGCGCAGAGAAAUUCCACGUAGGAAGCCUCAUAAAUAAUGGUCAAAAAAGAGAGGAGGGAGGUGGCAGGUUCCAUUCAGAGGAAGAGCACUGAGGACCUGCGGACAGGAUGCGACAGCGGCAGGAGUGAGGGUGGCUGCCGCAGCCAGACUGGCCAGUCCUGACUCAGCUCAAGCAGACAGGGCGGAGGAGCGCCCCUGGAGGAAGGGCCCGGCCUUCAGCAACCUGGGGUUCCAGGCCUACCUACUUGGGUACGCCCAGUUCUGUGAUCUGGGCAAAUUCUGUUCCUCCUCUGAGUCUCAGUUUUCUCCUCUGAGCCUCAGUUUCCUCCCUGCUUAGCAGAGUAAAAACACGCCUUUUGCUUUGCACUGAAGUUUGCACGCCUCGUAUUUGACAAUGCGCUUGUUUUUCUGGCACACCUGGUUGUGCAAUGUCAGCGUCUAGAAGCAGCUGAGCAGCGAAAGCGGAAACACCCAUAGGGCACUCCUCGGACCCACCCACCUGCGGGAGGCGCCCUGAGACCGAGAGGCUGCCGGGCCCGGGGCUUCUGCCGGCUGCCCUUCGCCUCCCGCACGGCGCUCGCUCGGGGGACGCCCCCAUCCACUGCCCUCCGCAGCCUCAGGCACAAGGGCAAGACCAAGGAAGCAGAGGGGGCAGCCAUGGCGGAGCCGGAGGCUGUGGCCGAUGACCUAGACGCCCUCAUCGACGACCUGGACUACCUGCCGGGCCACUUUCACCUGGAGAUGCAGUUGAACUUCGAGCCGCACUCGCCGGCCCCGCAGCGCGCCCGGGACAUGAAGCUGCAGCGGGAGGGUCUGCGGCAGGAGCUCGAGCUGGCGGCCGCCCCGCAGCGCCCCGCCGUGCGUCACCUCCUGGGCGCUUUCGCAUUCUACCUGGAGGAGCUGGACGAGGCCCGCGAGUGCUUCCUCGAGGUGACCCGCGAGCACCCGGGCAACCUCAACGCCUGGGCCAAUCUGGCACACGUGUACGGACGGCUGGGCCAGGAGGAAGAGGAGGAGGCGUGCGCCGCGCGGCUGGCCGGCCUCAUGGGCCUGGCGGAGGAGCCCGAAGCCGCCGGGGACCCCCAGCUCCGCGCCGCUCGCUGCCUGGCGGAGCAGGGCUACGCGCACGGCUUCGACGUGGGCUGCGCCAACCCAGAGGAGCGUGCGCGAGGGUUGGCGGCAGGCAUCGCGCUCUACGACAAGGCGCUGGGCUACGGGCAGCAGAUCCCGAUGGAGGAGAAAAGGGGCUGGUAUUUCACCAUGGCAACACUCUACAUCAGGCUAGAUGGUAUCUUCCUGGAGCUGGGCAGUGAGGAGCAGAAGAGGCUGCCCGCCUUCAACCGCACGUUGGCUCUGCUCCGGCAAGUGCUCAAGUCUGAGGACCCCCGCCACCAAGCCCUGGCCUGGUGCUACCUCGGGAUGCUGCUGGAGCGGAAUGACACCUUCUCCACCACCCCCAUGGGCGUCCAUGACUGCGGGUACUCGGGGACCGACCCUCUGGACUGCUUCGGCAAGGCCAUCGAGAUUGCCAAGAACCAACCUCCCAUCCUGAAUCGCCUGGCCAAAAUCUUCUACUUCCUAGGAAAGCAGGAUAUGGCCAUUGGAACCUGUAACAUGGCCCUGGAUGUCCUACAAGAUCCAGAGCUCAACUGGCAGGCGUACUGCACAAGGGCCAAGAUCCACAUCAGAGCCUACCUGCACGACCUGGAGCGGGCCAAGAUGGGUCUUGGGGGCAUGCCUGACAGGAACCACCUGGCCUGCGCCAAGGCUGACCUAGAGGAAGUGGUCAGGGUGUGCCCAGGCUUCAAGGCGUACCUGGACAUCGGGCAGGUCUACUACUACAUGGGCGUGGACGCAGUGCAGGAGCUGCUGGCGGUGGACGAGGCGGCGCUGAACCAGGCGCUGGUGUUCCUGGCCAAGGCGGGCGAGUCGGAGCUGGGUGCCACGCUGCCCGAGCUGCAGCUGCUGCGCGGCAAGUGCCUGCGCAUCAAGGGCGAGGACGCCAACGCGGCGGCCUGCUUCAAGCGCGCGGUGGAGCUGGACGACGCCGGCUCCAGCCACACCGAGGGCUUCGGCUGCCUGCUCGAGGCGCUGCUGGCACAGUGGAGCCAGGCACAGCUGAGCGACGGCGAGCUGGGCCGCGAGGUGGACGCCUGGCUACGCCGCGCCCAGGACAAGUACCCUGCGGCGCGCCUGCGCCAGGAGCUGCAGCGCGUGUGGCGCGGGCACACGGACGAGGUGCUGGGUCUGGCCCGGGCCCUGGUGGCCCAGGGACGGCUGGCGCUGGUGCGGCUGCUCUUUGAGACUAUGGAGCGCGAGGGCGAGGGCGCCAGUGCGCCGCGGGACCGCCGGGCGGUCUCCUUCUAGGAUGCGGGUGCCCAGGCCGGAGGCUCCCGGGGACCCCGCCCAGGCCCCGCCCAGCUGGUGGGACCAGGUCUGGACGGACCCCCUGCCUUAGGCUGGCCUGGGAGCGGAGCCAGUUCGAUUCUCUGUCAGGAAUUGUGAAUGGGGAUGUUGCGACACCCGGGCGGUUUGAAAUGCCCACCCAGACUGGAGGGCCUGAGAGCAGAAGAGGCUGGGAGCAGAGGUGAGAAAACACUGGGAAGCUGCCAAUUGAGGGACAGAAUUUUCUAGACAUACAGGUAAAAUAAGAUGGUUGUGAGGCUCCUGAGAGAAACAGAAGACAGUUACCUCAGUGUGUCUCUUUUCUAGUCCAGGGGCUCAGUCCCUCAGGCCUGCGUGCCUGUCUUUGGACUCCCGUGGGCUUCACUCUAUCCUUAUGUGAAAGUCCCCUUUACUUUAGUUGACUAGAGUGGGGUCUCAGCUCCUGCAGCCAGAAAAGCCCUGGCUAAAGCAGAGGGCAUGACUGCAACGCUAGUGAGUUACGGAACAGCGCCCUAGCCUAAGCCUGGUGCUCUGGGCUCAUUCCUACCUCUCUGCCACUUUUCCAGCAGGCCUCCUCCUUGGUCAGCGUGGCCUGAAAGGCCUCCCAAACGCUCUGAAUAGAGCCCAUCAACAGAACAUUCACUUGACUUCCCUGCUCUUGGGGGAACUAGGAGCCCCACCCUUUAGGAGGUGCAACCUGCCCCCAGUCUUUUUUUUUUUUUUUUGAGACAGAAUUUCGCUCUUGUUGCCUAGGCUGGAGUGCAAUGGCACGAUCUCUGCUCACUGCAACCUCCGCCUCCUGGGUUCAGGCAAUUCUCCUGCCUCAGCCUCCCAAGUAACUGGGAUUACAGGUGUGCACCACCACACCUGGCUAAUUUUGUAUUUUUAGUAGAGACGGGGUUUCACCAUGUUGGUCAGGCUAGUCUCAAACUCCUGACCUCAAGGGAUCCACUUGCCUCAGCCUCCCAAAGUGGUGGGAUUACAGUGUGAGCCACCACGCCUUGCCCUGCCCCCAAUCUUGACUAUUCUACUAAUUCUAAAGAAAAUCUUGGAAUUUUACACUCUUAGAAUCAUAGUCAUAGAAUUUUUUUUUUUUUUUUGAGACAGAGUCUCACUCUGUCGCCCAGGCUGGAGUGCAGUGGCCAGAUCUCAGCUCACUGAAACCUCAGCCUCGUAAGUUCAAGUGAUUCUCGUACCUCGGCCCCCUGAGUAGCUGAAAUUCCAGGCUGUACUCACUGCUUUGCUCAUAUCCUCACUCAUUACCAGGGACAGGCCAGCACCCCUGCAUUGCAUCUCACAUAUCCACUGAUGGGUAGAGAACAGACUGAAAUUCAGUGUCUUAGAGAUCGCACAGUGCAACCCCCUCAUUGUGCAGAUGGGAAAACUGAGAGCCAUAGAAGGGAAAUGGCUUGCCCAAAGCCAUACUUACUGUUUUCCCCACACUUACUUUCACACUUUUUACCACAAAUUUACUUUCACCAUUCUUCAGGUUUGGAAAAAUACUAAUAAACUAAUCAACUCUAAA
Chlorocebus sabaeus (green monkey) is the source of this 4761-nucleotide messenger RNA. RefSeq names its product tetratricopeptide repeat domain 22 (gene TTC22). Gene Ontology annotation, molecular function: protein binding. The record is from RefSeq and is a predicted model, not a curated record. Lineage: Eukaryota; Metazoa; Chordata; Mammalia; Primates; Cercopithecidae.